AUGGGAAAGGUCCACGGAUCCCUCGCUCGUGCCGGAAAGGUCAAGUCUCAAACACCAAAGGUUGAGCCCCAAGAGAAGAAGAAGACCCCCAAGGGUCGCGCGAAGAAGAGAAUCACAUAUACCCGCCGUUUCGUGAACGUUACUCUGACUGGUGGCAAGCGGAAGAUGAACCCCAACCCAACCACAUAG
Molecule: messenger RNA, 189 nt
Organism: Lachnellula hyalina
Lineage: Eukaryota; Fungi; Ascomycota; Leotiomycetes; Helotiales; Lachnaceae
Product: 40S ribosomal protein
Exons: 3
Coding region: 1-189 (62 amino acids)
Biological process (GO): translation
Cellular component (GO): cytosolic small ribosomal subunit; ribosome
Molecular function (GO): structural constituent of ribosome
Source: RefSeq, a predicted model, not a curated record